CGCCAUUUCAAAAGAGGGAAAGUUUAUGGGCAGAAAUUUAACAUUUCAUGAUUUAUCUGCCUGGCUUCGAUAGAAAAUGGCUCAACAUUCUCGUCAGUCAAGCAGCAGUGGACCGGCUUUACACUGCUGGUAGAGAUUCUAUCGUGAGAAUAUGGAACACAAGAAAUGCAAAUGAUCCGUAUAUUCAAUCUAUGGAACACCACACUGACUGGGUCAAUGAUGUUGUGCUGUGUUGCGGGGGAAGAACUCUUAUAUCUGCCUCUAGUGACACAACUGUCAAAGUAUGGAAUGCCCAUAAAGGAUUCUGUAUGUCAACAUUACGCACACAUAAGGAUUAUGUUAAAGCAUUGGCCUAUGCGAAAGAUCGUGAACAGGUCGCAUCAGCUGGUUUAGACAGAGCUAUAUUCCUGUGGGAUGUAAACACACUAACAGCUCUUACAGCUUCAAAUAACACAGUCACUACAUCAUCACUCAAUGGUAACAAGGACUCUAUAUACAGCCUAGGAAUGAACCAGCCUGGCACUGUUAUCGUAUCCGGGUCCACUGAGAAGGUUCUGCGGGUAUGGGACCCUAGAACCUGUCAGAAGUUGAUGAAAUUGAAAGGACAUAGUGAUAAUGUUAAAGCCCUGGUUUUGAAUAGGGAGGGAACACAGUGUAUUUCUGGGAGUUCAGAUGGAACCAUUAGAUUUUGGUCACUAGGACAACAACGUUGUGUGCAAACUUUGCGCGUGCAUGAUGAUGGUGUUUGGGCUCUGGCAGCCAAUGAGACAUUCACAACCUUAUACAGUGGAGGACGGGACCAUCGUGUGUGGGCUAUUGAUAUCCGUAACCCAGAAAACAGGACAUUAAUUUGCGAAGAAAAAGCACCAAUUUUAAAACUAGAGCUUACACAUUCUGAACCACCAUCUUUGUGGGUCGCAACGACUGAUUCCACAAUUAAAAAUUGGCCAAUUAGGAUACAAAGUCAAAGACAUUCGGGAGAUUUUGACGUUAACCAAGAUACAACUCCAACUUCAACCCAACCAGAAUUUACAAUAAAAGGUGGAGCCAGUAUCCGACAGUAUACUGUUUUGAAUGACAAGAGACAUAUUAUGACUAAAGACACAGAAAGUAAUGUUGCAGUAUGGGAUGUUCUUACUGCAAGAAAAGUUGAAGAUCGUGGAAAUGUUAACAUGGAAGAUGAGGCGAAGAAAAGAUUCACCCAAGUCUAUGUUCCAAAUUGGUUCUCUGUUGACCUUAAGACAGGACUGUUGACAAUACACUUAGAGGAAUCAGAUGCUUUUGCAGCAUGGGUUUCGGCAAAGGAAGUUGGGAUGUGUUCAACGAAUGAUUCUAGUGAUCCGAAAUUGAACUUUGGUGGCCUACUUCUUCAGGCUUUGCUAGAAUAUUGGCCGAGGACACAAUUUGAAGAGGAAACAGAUGCUAAUGAGCUCAAUGGAGGCUCAGAUAAUGAGAGACAAAUAUCUGCAUCAACUGGGAAUAGAUAUUUUAGUAUUCCUGGGCAUACUCCUGUCAUAUUUAGUGAGAUAGGUGGUAGAACUUUAUUCCGACUCCUCUGUCGUGAUGCUGGUGGUGAAACUGAGCAAAUCCUCUUAAAUGAAACUGUACCAUCAUGGGUAGUGGACAUAACAGUCGAGAGGAAUGUCCCAAAGUUCAAUAAAAUACCCUUUUUCCUCCAACCUCACUCAAGCUGUGGAACUAAAUCAUUGAAAAAGGAUCGUCUCUCUGCAAGUGAUAUGCUGCAAGUAAGAAAGGUCAUUGAACAUGUGUAUGAAAAGGUCAUAGGUCAAGGGUCAGAGACAGGUUCCCAGACUGCCACAGGGAACUCAACUGCGACUGAGAAAUCUGAAACAGAUAAAGAUGAUGAUCAGCACUCCAUUGCUGAGGAAAAAGUAGAACUUCUAUGUAACGACCAGGUAUUGGAUCCAAAUAUGGACUUGCGCACAGUAAAACAUUUUAUCUGGAAACAAGGAGGUGAUUUGACACUGCAUUACAGACCCCUUAAUAAUAAAUAACUAAAGAUACUGUUUCAAAUGAGUAGAGGGUUUGAAUGCUGAUUAGUCAGAGCAGAUAGGACUGAACAAGGAAAAGAAAUAAAUGAUCAAGGAAAAGAUAGACAUGAACAUGGACAAGAUAUAAAUGAACAACGAAAAGAGAGGAUGAAAACCUUAACAAUAAGUAACUUAGACUGCAUAUAAAGUGUCCCCUUGUAUGUUGCACAUGUUGCAAAGGAUGGUGCUUGUAUAACAUUAGAAUGCCUAUGUAAAACCAUGUGAACAAAAUCUCACCCACCAUAUUGGAAUGCUGGCUACAGUGGCAUCAGUAUUAUAUAUCUGAGGAUUGUAUUUACAAGGUUAUGUGAAAUUAAACUAUUUGAACACAAACUCCUACACCCACAAUAGUACAAGGGAUGCAAUGGAAAUGGAAAUGUUAAUGAAAAUAUCAUCAAAAAUUAUGAGCAACUACUUCAGAGACUUGUUGUAUGCUCAUGAGGUCAGACAAAAAUGACCAAUAGGUUCUAACAAAUAGUCUUUUUAUUGUGAUUUUCUAUUCUUUGUAUAUGGCAGAUUGUGAAAUAAUCCUCAAUGUUGUAGACUACAUGUUCAGUCAUUAGAUAUGACAAUUAUCAAAGUAUGGGACUAGGGAUGU
Messenger RNA from Owenia fusiformis, 2649 nucleotides. NCBI's taxonomy places the organism in Eukaryota, Metazoa, Annelida, Polychaeta, Sabellida, Oweniidae. The record is from the annotation of a GenBank genome assembly.